AUGUCUGGCAUCAAGGGACCUACCCCGCAAGAGCACGAAGGCAGCGGCCUGCGCAUCGGCAUCGUCCAUGCCCGCUGGAACGCGACCAUCAUCGAGCCCCUCGUCAAGGGCGCCAAGGACAAGCUUCUCGGCUGCGGUGUCAAGGAGUCCAACAUUGUCGUCCAGUCCGUUCCGGGAUCCUGGGAGCUCCCCUUCGCCGUCCAAAGACUAUUCUCCGCUUCUCAGGUUCAGUCCGCCCAAGCCGGCUCCGGCUCCUCCGCCGGCGACCUCCUCGGCGCCUCGACCACGGACCUGACCUCCCUCCCUACCGAGUCCUCGGGCGGCCCCUUCGACGCCAUCAUUGCCGUCGGUGUCCUGAUCAAGGGCGAAACCAUGCACUUCGAAUACAUCGCCGAUGCCGUCUCCCACGGCCUGAUGCGUGUCCAGCUCGACACGGGCGUCCCAGUCAUCUUUGGCGUUCUCACUGUGCUGAACGAUGAUCAGGCCCAAGCCCGGGCCGGUAUCACCGCGAGCGGCCACAACCACGGCGAGGACUGGGGUCUCGCCGCCGUCGAGCUGGGCGUCAAGCGCAAGGCUUGGGCCGCUGGCAAGAUUGAAUAA
Colletotrichum karsti is the source of this 600-nucleotide messenger RNA. RefSeq names its product 6, 7-dimethyl-8-ribityllumazine synthase. Gene Ontology annotation, molecular function: 6,7-dimethyl-8-ribityllumazine synthase activity. The record is from RefSeq and is a predicted model, not a curated record. Gene Ontology annotation, biological process: riboflavin biosynthetic process. The transcript is spliced from 2 exons. NCBI's taxonomy places the organism in Eukaryota, Fungi, Ascomycota, Sordariomycetes, Glomerellales, Glomerellaceae. Gene Ontology annotation, cellular component: mitochondrial intermembrane space; riboflavin synthase complex; intracellular anatomical structure. Bases 1 to 600 code for a protein of 199 amino acids.